GAGCAUGCAUAUCUAGGCGUUUUAAUGAGGGGCAGAUGGGAAUAUCCUCAGUGGCAUACUGUCGCCUCUGGUAUCUAAAAGCGAGGUAUCGGUAUGAUGAAUAGAGAUAUUUGCCCAAUCAACGAGUGCCAUCUUCACUUUUGGUGUCUCAUAGGUAUCUGCUCUUAUGGUUUCAUCCCGCAAUUUCCAUGCUUCGUUGCGAUGUAUUGGCUUCCCUCCCCUCCCCCCCUUCCUCUUCCCUCGGACAUCUUCCAAUGUCCCUCGGCCGCUCCAUCCCCUCAAGGCCUCAGCGAAGGUCCCGUGAUCCAAACCUCUAGCACGUGUCCAAUUACUCAACAGCCCCCCAGCCCCUCUCCCUCCGCUAUAAAGCCUACCCAGCCCUCCUCUCUCCUUCCUUUCUCCAUGGGAAAGAAGGGUCUGGAGUCGGGGAUCAACAUCUCAAGCAGUUCACUUCUAUGGAGUGUGUCGGGCAUUCAAACAGAGCUGUGUUAACGCUUGAUGUGUUCGGGGCGUUGGGAGUGCAACAACCACAUGCCUGAAAAACCAGUGGUUCAGAAAGAAGUGAAAGCUCGGUGUCAUUUGGGCUGUGGCUGGGCUGGCAAAAG
This is a messenger RNA of Mytilinidion resinicola, 605 nucleotides long. RefSeq lists its product as uncharacterized. The transcript has a single exon. Lineage: Eukaryota; Fungi; Ascomycota; Dothideomycetes; Mytilinidiales; Mytilinidiaceae. The record is from RefSeq and is a predicted model, not a curated record. Bases 94 to 492 code for a protein of 132 amino acids.